Lineus longissimus is the source of this 6734-nucleotide messenger RNA. RefSeq names its product heparan sulfate glucosamine 3-O-sulfotransferase 6-like. The coding region runs from base 761 to 2005 and encodes 414 amino acids. NCBI's taxonomy places the organism in Eukaryota, Metazoa, Nemertea, Pilidiophora, Heteronemertea, Lineidae. Gene Ontology annotation, molecular function: [heparan sulfate]-glucosamine 3-sulfotransferase activity. The transcript has 2 exons. The record is from RefSeq and is a predicted model, not a curated record.
UCGUACAGUCAUAGAAUAGAAAUAAAACAUUCUUUCGUCGAUGUGGUGUUUUGAUCAUCGUCAAUUCCAACAGGAAACAUACUAGCUCGUUUACAGCUCUUAACAUUAAUUUGAGAGACACACUUUCAAACCAGUUUGAUCGAUAUGUAGUGACUUGCUAAGGCAUUAGUGAGCAGACCACGACUAGCAGUAGAAAAGGAACCUGGACUGUUCGCGCUGGGAUGAGAAGGAGGGCUAUACAGAAGUGGCACAGCAACGCGUCUUCAAAAUCGGAUUAGUCAUAUUUCUUGCCUGUCGUGGCUGUGGCAUUAUGGAAUUCGAGGACAGUGGACUACUGUUGGGGUCUUCCAACUGGAGUAAGACAAUGUAAGACCUGUACUCAAGAUACAUUGAACUCUCCUCUCCAAAAUAAUACAAGGUCCAAUCGACGCUGAUGGAAGCGUUAGUUGUGGAGUUUCCAUUCAUACGAGUAAUGCUCCUCCUCCACGCACGGCGUCCAAUCAGGAAGCACGCCACUCCACGUGACACCAACUAGUGGGUAAUCCCAAACCAUUUCGAUAUGUGAAUGUCAGUUCAAAACUUUCAGGUGCAAGGAUAAGAUGUAUCGUUCUUGCAAAGGACAGUAUUAUUAGUGCGUUAUCAGUUUGGACUAAAAGCAAGGAUUCUCACCUCUCGUCACCAUUGAACUAAAUUUGUGGAAUAAGUUCACAUCAGCAACAUGUUACAGAAUGGAGCUUGAUAUAUCCGGCUAGCAUGGGGCAUGGAUGUGAGAAGAUGGUUUAGAAUUAGAAGAAAGUUGUUCGCAUUCAGUGUCAUGUUGGGAAUAGUUUUCUUUAGUGUUUACACGCUCAGCUUUACGUGCUGUGCCGUUAUCAAGCCCGGGAUGCGCGCUCAAGGCUCCAGUAUCAUCAUCUAUGACGGCGACCCUGACGAGUCCACCGCGAGAGACCUGCGGUACGCCAGGGGACGAUUCUUACAAAAAACACUACUACAAGACUCAAAUGGAGAAUACAUAUUCAGUGGAGAUUCAAACAAGAGAGGGAAAGGUGAUAUCAAACUCAGGCUUUAUAUGGUGAAGAGUAAAAAACCCAAGGAUACUGUCCAACAACAACAUGAUUUUGUGGAUACUGAUUUAAAUAAAAAUGAUGAUUAUUCUUUACCCCCUCCUCGGACAAUACCAAAGGUUGGUCCUGUUGCUGGGACUCGAGCAUCGUACGGGUCUGUAAAGGAGACGAGGAAGUUACCGCAGGCCAUCAUAAUUGGCGUCAAAAAGGGAGGUACCAGAGCCCUAUUGCAAUUUUUACGUUUACACCCGGAAAUCCGAGCCGCUGGAAAGGAGGUGCACUUCUUUGAUCGCUACUAUCACCUUGGAUUAGAAUGGUAUAGAAAUCUGAUGCCUCCAACGUUACCUAGCCAAAUCACGAUGGAGAAGUCACCAAGCUACUUCGUCACGAAGGAGGUGCCCCGUCUCAUUUAUAACAUGUCGAAGGACAUGAAACUCAUUAUAGUCGUCCGAGACCCCGUGAUACGUGCAAUCUCAGACUAUACACAAGGUGCAUCAAAAAACCCAUCACAAAAACCGUUUGAACAAUUGGCCUUCUUGAACGUGACGACAGGCCUGGUGGAUACGUCCUAUGGUGCUAUUCGUGUGGGGGUUUACGCCAAACACCUAGAGCGAUGGCUCAAGUACUUUCCACUGCAACAAAUGCUAUUCGUGAGUGGGGAAAAAUUAAUAUCAGACCCCGCGGCCGUCAUGGCCGAGGUGCAAGACUUUUUAGGGAUCAAGCAAAUUAUAAACAAAAAUCAUUUUUAUUUCAACGAGACGAAGGGUUUCCCUUGCCUCAAAAAGAGCGAGGGGAGCUCGACGCCACACUGUCUUGGCAAAACCAAGGGUCGGACUCAUCCAAAGGUGGACCCGAAAGUAUUACAACGGUUACGGGACUUCUUCAGACCGUUUAAUGCCAAGUUUUAUCAAAUGACCAACAAGGAUUUCGGGUGGCCGUGAUGGUAGCACAGACUGGUGAUGCAAGUAGUGUCGGAUACCUUUGCAAGCAUUGACUUUGCGACUGAGACUUCAGGGAUACAAUGAGGUGAUCCGAAAGAAUGGCAGACAUUCACCGAUCAUAAUGCAAUGAUAGAAGUGGAGAGAGAGUUUGCAUGUAAUGUAUGUUUCUAGUGAUGAUGCCCUUGUGUUAAUGUCAAUGUGUGUUGGUCGUGCUGGGGAUACUCUGGCCUGUGAUAAAAUAGAUUCUUACACCAUAUCAAAACCAUCGGGUGCACGGCUAUAAGGUAUGUUUGCUCACAAUCAAUGCAUUAGCUGCAAGGAACCAUGAGCUGUGACUUCUAGCAAUCCCUCAUAUUGAGGGGAGAGUUACAACCUUAGGACAAGGACUCUGGCUCCUAAAUACGUGUUUCUACAGAGAGUAACCUGACACUGUGAGGUUCCAGGGAAGACGCGGGCCCGAGAUGGCCAUCUUGGAAGAGCAGGCUACUAGCCUUAUAUUAUAACGAGACUACCUCAUAUUCCCGCGUGUCAUAUUAACCUUCAAACAACCAAGUACUCGAGCUGAUCACCUCGCCAUGACCCAAUUUGACAACUUUAUUUUUGUUCUUGUAAAAAUAUUGUAAAGAGAAGAUCGGGGAUAAAAUGGGAGACAGGGGCUUUCCAUAAAAAUAUUUUAUUUCAUGGUAUAUUUGCCAUAGUAAACUUAAUUUUUUCCAACCGAAACUCCCAACUUUGUUGUUGGAUAAAGCAAGAUAUAGCAUACAUGUAUGAAAACCAGUGUCCCACCACCUCACAGCUUCAGGUUACGAGAGUAUACAACUAAGCCAUGACAACAAACUUCAUGCAAUGAAGUCAUGUCAAUAUUCCCGAUAGAGGGAGCGCACAAUUGCUCACGACCUUGUUAGUGUGUGUCAAAUGAUUGUACAUGUUAAGUAUACAUUUCUGGUGGUCUUGAAGGUUGUAGAUAAUUUGUACAUUUUAAAUUCUUUUUAUAUACAAGACGCACUGGAGGUGUUACCCACCGAAUUAUCAGAAAUCCACUCUAGAUUUUAACUUUGAUCCAUAUCAUCCCAAACUGGUAUCAACCAACCAUUUCGGCUUAAAACGUGUCAGUUUGUGAUGAAAUAGAAAACGGAGUUAUUAGGAAAUAAGUCCUAUUAUUUUGGACCGUUCACCAGCGGUGUUUACUACUUCACAAGAUUUUGUCUCUUUUGGUGGUGUUGUCUUUUAUAAUUAGUUCGCCAUCAGAAUUUUAAAGCCUUUAAUGGUUAUAUUAGGGGAAAAGCCAGAAAGUCAGCACUGUCUGGUUUGCACAACCAAAAGCAGCGUGUGCUCAGUUAUUAUAAUCUCAAAUUGUAAAUAUAAAUUGUAAAUUAUUUGUCAGUACAGUGUGGUCAGUAUUGAUGGGUCUCCUUCAGUUCAGAUUAAUAAUUUUCGGGAAGGGAUUUGAUGUUAAAUAUUACAUCCAUCUGUAGUGCGACUCACUACGAAUCACCUAUGAGUGGAUAUCAUUGCCUUCUGAAGCCAUUUACAGACAGCAGUAGGAUGGAUGGCAUAGCAGUAGGAUGAAUAUCAUGGCAUUUUGAAGCCAUUUACUUACAAAAGUAUUUGGUUGGGGAGGAAAUCAAUUAGUUAAACGGGGCUAAAUGAUAAUCUUCGUCACAGCCAUCGAAUUCUCCCGAUAUUUCAGUCGGGUUUACUCGGGACUUUCCGUGCUCUCCUUAAUGUCGGUUGGGUGAAUCCUGGUCGAAGUGGUGCUUUAUGUAAACCUGUACAUAAGAUAAGAUGUACAUAAUCAAUGUAAGAUGGUGGGGUUGAUGUUUGGUCAGUUAUCUUUACCAUUUUAAUGGCGGAGUAAUUCCCAUACCGACAGAGGUUCAAGUUGGGAUUGGAAGAUUUGUCAUAUCAUGCAAGAUAGAACAGGUUAUAUUGAAUGAUAAUUUUCCGAUGACAGUAUCACUGUGAAUAUACGUUGUUACAAAUCUUCCAAGGGAAUAUGUAUUCACUUACACUUUCUUAGUGAUGAGUCAGUCUUGUCAAAAGGUGGCCUCAGUCAAAGAGCACCAGAGACGGGUUUUUAAAUAACUGUUUUGUUCUUCAGAUCAUAAAGAUAUAUUUCCCGAGGUAUCCAAAAUGUUGAGUUAGCGGUUCCUAGAUUAAUGAUCACAAAAAAAACACGUAAAAUAUAUAUACGUUUAGAAACUGCACCAGAUUGUUGUUACAGUGCCGUGGUUAUCUUACAAUGCACUGUGACCGUACAUUAUUGUAAUGACGUGCACCGUACCCGUACUACGAGCGUAUUGAAGAACCUGUAUGUAAUGCACGGUGACUGUACAGUAAUUUACAAUGCACUGUGGCCGUACAUCGAUGUAUUUAAAACAGAAAAGGAAAAGGUGACGAAAACGGCAACCUGUGGUCCCAUUUUGUACCACCUAUUCACUUUAAUAUGUUUUGUUAUGACAAUCAAACCUUGGGAUUCAGAGGUUGUUGGGCCUUCAUCAUUCCUACUUGUUGCAACAGCCAUAAUAACCAUGGCCAACCUCCCGACGAACAGCAAUGUCAAAGCCUUUCUGUGGAAAGGUAAGUUGGUGGACCAAUAAGUGUUCCCCAGAGACUGCAUCGUUUGAGUAAGUAGCGAACGCAAGGCAAUGGCAUUUUGUUCGCCAGCUGACCAAGCUUGUUGUUCAACUGACCAUGGAGGUAUCCAUGAACUGACCAACCAGUUUGAUAAACAUCAUUACUAUUAAUACUAAGUCAGAUAUAUGACAUCGUCCGGGAGAAUUUGGUUAAUUCGAUCAACUCAUGCAAUCAGGCUUCAUGUAACUUUAUACAUUUCAUACUUGUGUUGUACCAGGUUUUUUCUCUGUUACGAAAUCUUUUAACAUAAGUUCACAAUUUUCAGGUAUGUCUCUGCCUAUCUUUGCAAACUAUUUCAUCCCAAAUUGUCAACUCGUGCAGUGUGAGUGAAACGCCCUUAUGGUCAUUGUUACAAACUAGCCAACAUGCCGCCAGUCUACCAUCCCCCUCCCCGUACCAAAAUAACAUGCGUGCCGUAUAAAUGUAUCGUUCAGUUAAAGUCCAUUUGAGAUAACAACAACCGAUUCGAACCUCUUCCAUGUUCCCCAAACAAAGCCGCAUAUAAACACAUCAUAAACAGCUAACCAAGUAGAACUAACCUUGCAUGCUGAUAUCUGAAGUGAUUGACCCAAAUCUUUUGGUAAUGCUAAAGUUGCUCCUCCUUUAGCUAACAGUUCGUCGCCUUUGUAGAGUAACUAUGAAAUAAAUACAAAGCGGAGGUGGUGAGUCAGCCUUCUUUGAUCUGCAGUAGCAUUGUGCGAGAACCAGCAGGAUCUCAUGGCCUUAAUUAGAAAUCCAUGCUAAUUAACACAAUAUACCGUCUAAGGAGUAUUAAAUUCACCAUAUUGUCAACUCUUAGGAAAAGGCAAGAGAAAGGUCAUAUGCUCACGUGGAUGGCGACACGGCCUUAUAUCCCUGUUUUUCAGCAGAUCAUUUCAUUCAGUCAUGUAAGUUUAGGCCAAGACACCACCCAGCAGGAAACUGCAAACCAGCCAACAAUGUGCACACAUGUUGUAUCGUUAUGAGUCUGCACCAGCGUCGAUUCCCCAAAGUGAGCCAACGCUGUGAAGUAACUCCCAAUAUUCUUAAUCAAGCUUGGAACCGGUGUGCCAGUUUAAUAAGAUCUUUUGGGAAUAUAAAGGAAACAUGUGCCAGUCUUGAAACCAAUCAAACCGACUCAGUUAUAAGACCUCGCAUUGUAUGGCGAUGUACGUGGUGGAUAAUCAAACUGCUCUCUUCAUCAGUGUUUCUCAACAGAUACACUUGUAGAAGCUGCUUACGUGUGAUUAGACUUAACAAACUGGACAGAUUUCUGGGUUUAGCAAGAUGUGACUUGAUGAAGAUCAUUAAAGCACUGAAUGAUGUAUUUGAGCUACAACGUGCGAUUAAGCUGAAACACUGGUGAUGAAGUGAGCUCACGCCCUUCUUGACAUCAACUGGCGUGCAUUUUGGGCCAAAGCACCCCCAAACAGUGGUGACAUUACCAAUGUCACUUUCUCCGCGUUACUUCGUAGAGAGAUUAAGAUUUGGAAGUUGUCCAUAGCUAAGCUGCAAAAUACUUAUGAGAUUAUUUUAAAAAUUGUUUACAACAAACAGCUUUUGACGGUAAGGACAACGUAUUUUCUUAGUAUUUGUAUUAUUCCUCAAGCCAGAUUCAUAUCAAAAUAUCUACAUAGCUACCCUUCUCAUUUCCCAAUAAGCGUGUGCUGAUGCUGCAACCGACUUGCUUACUUAUUUUAAUGGUGCUAAGAAUGAGCUAUGCAUGUAGAGUUUCGCCAUUGAGUCCUCAGCAGCAGUGCAUAAGCCCUAUCACCGGCUUUAGAGGAGACUUGGACGAGCACGCGAGUUGAAUGCAAAACUAGGAUAUAGACCAAACCCUUUUACAACCAAACCCUUUUACAUUGUUUGAAGUCAAAUCUCAAGUUAUUACACUUCAUAGAUUUAUUGUUAUUUUGUCUGUGGAGCAUUACUCCUUCCUGGUACAAUGCAGAUAUGAAGAACAACCAGCAGAUAGGUAAAUUCAUAUGUAAAUAUUUUAUUUCUUGGGCAAAUCAAACAUUUUGUUUUCGUAUCAGUCGAGCUUUGGAAGGUUUAUUUGCUACACCAUGGUACUGUUCUUGUUUAAGACGGAAUUAAAUAUUUUUUCUGUAAA